Rhodamnia argentea is the source of this 1737-nucleotide messenger RNA. RefSeq names its product actin-7-like. The coding region runs from base 188 to 1321 and encodes 377 amino acids. The transcript has 5 exons. Lineage: Eukaryota; Viridiplantae; Streptophyta; Magnoliopsida; Myrtales; Myrtaceae. The record is from RefSeq and is a predicted model, not a curated record.
AUCUGGCCCUGCCCCUCCCCACCCUCUCGUUCAUUUCAUCUGCGUUUCAAAUCUCUCUCCGACUCUCUCUCUCGCUCGCUCAGCCCCGGCCGAGAGAAACCAGAGCCACCGUGAUUUGGGAGGUUGGCUUCGGUCCUUCUCUCCAUCUCCUGCUCCGGCGCUACUUGCAGGUUAAUACUUUUUGAAAAUGGCCGAUACUGAGGAUAUUCAGCCCCUUGUUUGUGACAAUGGGACUGGCAUGGUCAAGGCUGGGUUUGCCGGUGAUGAUGCACCUAGAGCAGUCUUCCCCAGUAUUGUGGGCAGGCCGCGACACACUGGUGUCAUGGUUGGAAUGGGUCAGAAGGAUGCCUAUGUUGGUGAUGAAGCCCAAUCUAAAAGGGGUAUUCUUACCUUGAAAUAUCCCAUUGAGCAUGGUAUUGUCAGCAACUGGGAUGACAUGGAGAAAAUAUGGCAUCAUACCUUCUACAAUGAGCUCCGUGUUGCUCCGGAAGAGCAUCCCGUCCUUCUAACUGAAGCGCCUCUCAAUCCAAAGGCAAACAGAGAGAAGAUGACUCAAAUCAUGUUCGAGACUUUCAACGUGCCGGCCAUGUAUGUUGCCAUCCAGGCUGUUCUGUCUCUGUAUGCCAGUGGUCGUACAACUGGUAUUGUGCUUGAUUCUGGUGAUGGUGUGAGCCACACUGUCCCAAUCUAUGAAGGUUAUGCUCUUCCCCAUGCCAUUCUCCGUCUUGAUCUUGCUGGUCGUGAUCUUACUGACGCACUAAUGAAGAUUCUCACCGAGAGGGGUUACAUGUUCACCACCACUGCUGAACGGGAAAUUGUCCGUGACAUGAAGGAAAAGCUUGCAUACGUUGCCCUUGACUACGAGCAAGAGCUGGAAACUGCUAAGAGCAGCUCCUCUGUCGAGAAGAACUAUGAGCUUCCUGAUGGACAAGUCAUCACAAUUGGGGCUGAGAGAUUCCGCUGUCCAGAAGUCCUCUUCCAGCCAUCGUUGAUUGGAAUGGAAGCUGCUGGCAUUCACGAAACAACCUAUAACUCCAUAAUGAAGUGCGAUGUUGAUAUCAGGAAGGAUCUUUAUGGAAAUAUUGUGCUUAGUGGUGGUUCUACUAUGUUCCCGGGUAUUGCAGACAGGAUGAGCAAGGAGAUAACUGCUCUUGCUCCGAGCAGCAUGAAGAUUAAAGUGGUUGCACCACCUGAGAGAAAGUACAGUGUCUGGAUUGGAGGGUCAAUCCUUGCAUCUCUCAGUACCUUCCAGCAGAUGUGGAUUUCCAAGGGUGAGUAUGAUGAAUCUGGCCCAUCCAUCGUCCACAGGAAGUGCUUCUAAACCCAGCAAGGUCUUGUGAGCUAUUUGAUGGCUUUUUCUGUCAUGUCUUGCGAGCUCGAGUUUUAUGAAGUGAUGAUGGAGUUGGUGAAGGAGGGCAUGUUGGGAGUUUCAAUUUACUGUAGCUUCUUCAAGUAUGACUCUUCAUUGUGAUCACCAUCUUUGAGAAGCAACUUUGUAACUGUUCUCUCUGUAUGGAGUGAGUCAAAAAUUGGUAUUGAAGUUCUUGCCAGUCAUAGUCAGAUUUUGUCUCUAGUAUGUCUUUUAGGGGGGGUUGGGUUUGUGGUGCUUCUUCUUAAUUGCUCAUUUUGGUCGUAUAUUAAGUUUUUUUCCUGGAUAUUAAUGUCAAUACUGUAUGAGGAUUAUAUUCUGUUUGAGGUUUGUCCGUUCAAGUUUCUGAUUGGAGAUCUUUUCCUUUU